Molecule: messenger RNA, 786 nt
Organism: Puccinia triticina
Lineage: Eukaryota; Fungi; Basidiomycota; Pucciniomycetes; Pucciniales; Pucciniaceae
Exons: 3
Coding region: 1-786 (261 amino acids)
Cellular component (GO): nucleus
Molecular function (GO): histone H4K20 methyltransferase activity
Source: RefSeq, a predicted model, not a curated record
AUGGAGGCCGGCAUGCUCAUGCGCGAACACUACAACAGGUUUGUCGGCCCCUCUCGGGUCACAAAACAAACAUCAAAAAAAACCCAUCCCGCCAGCGACAUCCUUGACUGCUUCCUGCGGCCACACGCCAACAAACGCACCAUCAAAUUCACCCCAGACUACCGCACCCCACGCACACUGCCCAUCAACAAGCUCAGGCAGAUCAUCCACCAGCUCCAGACCGCCCAGCUCAGAAACAUCACCAAGGCCACAACGCGCAUCAGACAGACAGACAGUCACUCUCUCUCUCUUUCCAAGCAGCUGCUGACAGCCACCCUCCACAGACUGCCUGCCGUCAUCGCCUACCUCAACAACGCCGAACACAUCGGACUCUAUCUCCAACUGUUCCUGCCCAAGUGCGGGAUCAGGUUCUGCAAGACUGAUCGCUACAUCCAGCGCCGCCAAGCCCUGCCAUCCCCCGCAGCCCAGUCCCCCCGCCAGCAAUCCCGCAUCCAGCCCAACGAACUCCAAGACCUCCUCGCCCAAUGCCGCGCCUCCACAGAGCCAUACAACAAACUCACCCAUCUUGCCGUCUUUGCAGCCAGGGAAUAUGCGCCCAACGACAUCAUCGCUGGCUGCAAGGGCUCGUUUGCCGACCUGACCAAGCAGGAGGACCUCAAGCUGCGCUCAAACGCCCAUCUGCCCCUACACCCCGCCCGCGCCGGCUCGCCCGCCAUCCCGCCCCGGGAGAGCACCGACUUCUCCCACAUCGUCAACUCGCGCGGCAAAGGGUCUAUGAUAGUAUAA